AUGGUUGUAGUAAAGCCUCAACUAGAGUUUGAAAAUAAAUGUUGUGAGAAGAAAUCAUACAAAUGGGUAAAUUCAGAGUUGUGAUGUAGGCAACAACCAAGAUUCAUGCAGUCAACUAUGAACAAUCUGCAGGAAACUCCAUCUGUAAAAGACUUGGUGAAGGUUUUAUAUGGAGGAAAAAGAUUUGGCAAUCAUGCGGAUGAAGUUUGGCCUAAUCUAUUGAUUGGUGACAUGUCAGUGGCCAAUGAUCGCUACAGUCUGUGGAAGCUGGGAAUCACUCAUGUUGUGAACGCAGCUCAUGGGAGGAUGCACUGUCAGGGGAGUCAUGACUUCUAUGGCUCCACUGUGGAUUAUUAUGGAGUGCCUGCAGAUGACUCACCGUCCUUUGACCUCUCUCGCUAUUUCUUUCCCUCUGCUGAGUAUAUUCAGAGUGCACUUGACACGGCUGGUGCUCGGGUUUUUGUCCACUGUGCAGUCGGAGUGAGCAGAUCUGCCUCCCUCGUCCUCGCCUACCUAAUGAUCCACCAUCAUUACACACUGCUACAGGCCAUCAAUAAGGUCAAAGAGCACCGAUGGAUUUUCCCAAACAGAGGAUUCCUCAAACAACUUCGUGCUUUGGAUAUGAAACUAUGCAAGACAUCAUGA
Molecule: messenger RNA, 645 nt
Organism: Centropristis striata (black sea bass)
Lineage: Eukaryota; Metazoa; Chordata; Actinopteri; Perciformes; Serranidae
Product: dual specificity protein phosphatase 13-like
Exons: 3
Biological process (GO): protein dephosphorylation; negative regulation of MAPK cascade
Cellular component (GO): cytoplasm
Molecular function (GO): protein tyrosine/serine/threonine phosphatase activity; MAP kinase phosphatase activity
Source: RefSeq, a predicted model, not a curated record